Messenger RNA from Harpegnathos saltator (Jerdon's jumping ant), 4269 nucleotides. Its product is annotated as dentin sialophosphoprotein. Lineage: Eukaryota; Metazoa; Arthropoda; Insecta; Hymenoptera; Formicidae. The coding region runs from base 837 to 2921 and encodes 694 amino acids. The transcript has 7 exons. The record is from RefSeq and is a predicted model, not a curated record.
UCUGCGACGUGUACCGUUUGAGUGACAUCGUUGCGUGUAUAUUUACAACGGGCGCGAAUAACACGUCGAGAGAUCCCGGCCGGUCCAGCCUGCUCCGCAGCUUUUCCCGCCGUUAUCAUCAUCGUCGUCGUCGUCGUCGUCGUCGUCAUCGUCGUCGUCGUCAUCGUGGUGCUUUCGCGGCUGUCCGACGCGCUUUUUGACGGCGGCCCUACCGCUCGCCACCUCCGUCUAUUCUAAUUAUAGGGUAAACAGCGUAGAGCCGCGAUCACCGCCGGUAGCUCACGUUCUCGGGAAGAGAUAUUGCCGGGAACUGCCUCGACCGAGAAGCUAUUGACCCCAGUUUCGUAACACAAAGUGGAGUUUGAGGGCGAGCGUCUCGCAACAGUUGCAACGAGGAUGCACGUGGUAGAUAAUCACUGUGGCAGUGUCACCCACUCACGCUGGUUUCAAUGACACUUCUCGCGUAGAUUUAUUAAUUAAGCGACCGCUUCUUUUACAAAAGUCUGUGUUCUUUUUUCUUUAGAAUUUAGAUUCGAAUUUAAUUCCUGUUUUCUUUCUUCUAUAGAAAUAGGCAGCCUUACAGCCUUAAUAUUUUUCUUGGAGCUUCGGUGCUCCCCCGCCUGUAUUCGCACUGUUUAUCCUGUUACGCGGCGGUGCAUUGGAAGGAAGCGAGAAAAGGAAGCGGUUCACUUUGUGAGACGGCGAUAGAGCCGAAAAUAAAUACUCGUCGCGAGACACUCGUGGUUACAAGUCGCGGUUGUAAGAGGCUGCUCUUACAAGAGCCGGCACGCCGGCGGGCGGCCUCUCAGUCAGUGUCUUGAUGCGCUCGCAAUCAGAUGCUGUGCUGCGUCCCGAAGAGGCUCGCGGACGGGGGCCCGUUCUACGACGAGGCUCCGACCGCGCCACCGUCCAUUCACGAGAUACAGUUCGAGCUGUAUCCUGAGGAAGAUGCAUCGCCGCCGAUCCUGCUGCCGUGCGCGAUCUGCGCGCGGACCUUCAUGCCGCAGUCGUUGGAGAAGCACGCGAGAAUAUGUGAGCGUGCCGCCGCCAAGAAACGCAAGCCCUUCGACUCGGCGAAGCAGAGGAUCCAGGGCACCGAGCUGGCCGAGUUCUUGCCGAAGCAGGAGAUGCGACGACACCAGGACGAAAGGGGCCGCGUAAUCUCGCCCACUUGGAAGAAGACCCACGACGACUUCCUGCGGGUCAUCCGCGAGGCACGCGGCGAAGUCAUCAACUCGCGCAAACAAUGCAAUUCGCUGAGCUCAUCAGGCGCACCGACUCGUGCCAAUGAGAAGGGUACUUGUCCCACGUGCAAUCGGCAGUUCGGCAUCAAGGCUUACGAUCGCCAUGUAGCCUGGUGCAAGGACAGGGUCAUCAGCGUACCAGUGAGCCCAGCGGUCAAUCUGGCGAAGGAGCGACUAGAAGCGCGCAUGAGGUACAGGGCGCCAGCCCUGAAGAACCGACGAGCCGCCAAUCGCGAAAAGUACAGCUCGGCCUCGGCGGGGAAUCAGUGUAAAACGUCGUUGUCGGUACCGGCGCUUGUGAAACCGAAGGAGAGCGUCUCGAUGCCCAACUGUAGCCGGGAGAGCUCGAGCAAGCAGAAAGCAGCUGUUGUCAGACGCCCCGGGCAACUGAAGGAAUCUCCCAUCUCAUCCGGACCCAUGAAAUCUCGCCUCGCAGACCGUACAAACAAGAAAAUCGAACUGACCACACGUCCCGCCUGGUGCAAUUACGUGCGCAGACGGCCGGACUUUAAUCUCGUGCUUAAGGCUAGAACCGGCACGUGCAAGGACUACGACCCGUUCCUGCUGGCCGAGCAGCAGAUGAACGAAUUACUGUCGGACACGAGCGAUCAGUCUAUGAUGAGCAGUCCCAAGCCUCAGACUCGCGACCUUUAUCCUCUCUCUCAUUCGUCCGCUUUCGUGAAAUAUCCUUGCCAGACAAAUCCUGUCAAUCUCGACAAGAGGUCCUCCUUAAUAGCUCCUCCGUCUGAGUUCGACGACCUCAUCUCCGACUUCUCGAGCGACUCGACCGAGACCAACUCGAUCUCGCGCGAGGUCUUCCUCAAGGAUCUCGCUGACAGCAAGGACACUACGGACCUACCGGGUUCGAAACCUGCUCGCGAGCUGGGCAGACGAUUGAUCAUCGACAAGACAAAGGCGCUGGGCGGCGAUUUGCUCGAGGAGCAGCGUCGCAACGUCAUCGGCAGUGCGGACAAGGCGCGUAAGAACUUGGACAAGCUCAUCAUGCCUAAAAUCGUGCCCAAGGCCACACGACCGCUCGUUGACCGGUCCAACUCGAUACGCGCCUCGUCCGCUCCAAGGAGCAACGCGAGCUCCGACAGGAAAGUUUCGGGCGACGUCAGGACGGCCGCUGCCAAGUUGACCGAGAGUCGGAGGUCGUCGGACCAGAGUCUCAAUCAGAGGAACAACAACUAUUCGUCCCUGUCCGGCAGCAACCUCAGCCUCAGCUCGAUCGUCUCCUCGGAGAUGGACAUUAAACGGUCGAACUCAGUGUUCGACGAGCUAAUGACGUCUCUCGAGGAAGACCUCUCGUUCCCUACUCUGAGAUCCUUCCUUAAUAACGAGUCCUUCAUAUCCAGCUCUGCGCUCGGCGACGGCCAGCGAAACGGCAUCGUCAGCGACGAGGAACUGUCUUCGCCCGACAGCUACAAGCCGCAGGAUCAUCACAGCAAGCUUAGCAACGACUCUGCUUAUAGCAGUUUAAAUCGCAAAUAUUCACAUCAUGGACGCAGCACCAAUGAUGUGAUCGGCCGUCUCGACGAAGAUGCAGCUGGGAAUGGGACACCGUCGCAGACGGUUAAGUGCAAGAUGUCCAAGUUUUGCCACGAGUGCGGCCUGCGGUUUCCGGAAAACGCGAAAUUUUGUUGCGAAUGCGGUGUCAGAAGGCUCGCGCUGUGAAAGAGCACUCCUUUAAUCAUCGUCGUAUCACAAUUAUGACGCUCGGCAGCAGCGAAAAUUGAACACCGCCCAGAGGAUAUUCUCCGGAGAGCGGAGUAGCCCGAAAAUGAGAUUUCGAGGGAAAGGAUUUUUCGAAGCCGAGAUCGCACGGCGAAUAUUCUAUGAAAGAGAAGACACGACGAGUUAACUGCCUUCUCACGAUUAUACAUAUAAGCACUCUAUGAUUCGGACGGCUUUUAUAAAAGUUUCAGAGUUUCGAAAUAUCUUUUAUGAAUUUUGUGAGAUAGCAUUUUUUACCGCGCGAUGGAAUUUUUUUGAUCUACUUUAGUUCGCUUCGUAGACCGCGUUAAUUUGCUCGCCACGUUUGGAUAGUCUAACGAUAUAUUUGAUAAGCAUUUUUCUCGUCGCACAUACACACGUCCACACAUCGAGAGCCGUCGAGCGAGAUCGCAGACUCCGUCCUGUUUUUUACAAACUCGCAAGUGCGUCUUUUUGAUAAGCUUUUUAUAUUACGAGAAAAACUGCUGAGAAUCUCGCGUGUGUACGUGUGCGCGUGUGUUCUCUGUCGAAAAUAAGUGAAUUAAAAGUAAUCGGAGUUUAUUUCAUGAAGAAAUGAGAACUGCCACUAAAAUUGUCACAUAUAGUAUUUUAUUUAUUUCUGUACGUAGUCUAACUUAAUUCUAAUCUAAAUAACGAAUUAAGAAAACUAACGUGGAUCUUUGAAACGGAAUGAAAAUAUAUUAAAGUGAAUUUUCACUUUCAGUUCGAAUUAGUGUCGGUCGAGAGUUCAAAUUUUAGAUAUCUCAUAUUCGAGAAGUGAACUUCUCUCAAUACAUUUUAAUUCGCUUAAUUUUGCAAGGAUUCUCAUAUUUUACGUGUUGUGUAUGUCGUGUACAACGAGAUAUAGAUCGUAGGAUAAGCUUAGAAGGUAGCUAAUAGUGGUGAUUAGACGAGCCGCCGUUACAACUCGCGCCCGCUCAAUUAACACUAACCACUAAUGAGUAAAAAUAACGAAAUACGAGGAAACGCGAUGCGUGUAACGAUUCUAAUGAGAGUAACUCGUUGCGUGCGUGUAGUUGGCUCUCUGGUGUAUGUAACGUACCAAAGAGUAACAUUGCGAUAAGCGUUUAACAAAACUCACAACGAUCGAUAUUUAACUCAAAGGUAAGAAUGCGUUCGAGACUAAUAGUAUGCAAUAGACAAAUUGUGUACGUUUCAAACUGUAUUUUUGCAAGUGCAAUAAACCGAUGCUUAUACAGAUUUGUAUGAACCCGAUUCUGGAGCUCUCCCUGAGGGGGAGCUCCCUGCAACAAUAAAGGCAUAUUACGCAUGAAGCGUUAUAAAUAUA